Messenger RNA from Trichobilharzia szidati, 4245 nucleotides. The record is from the annotation of a GenBank genome assembly. Lineage: Eukaryota; Metazoa; Platyhelminthes; Trematoda; Strigeidida; Schistosomatidae.
AAUUGGUUUGCCUUGAGCUACACAACCUUGACGUGAAGGUGCAGUCGUAUCCUUCUGGAUGGCAAAUAGCAAGCAGACUGGUAUCGGUGAUGGUAUCGUUGAUUGUGUCGUUAUAAAUAAAACUGUACAACACAUACUGCCGGAAAUUAUAUCGUCAAUUACAAAUGAGAUCAAAGUAUUUAGUCAUUACCUGAAAGACUUAUCUGGUGACCGUGUGGUUGCUACUUGCCUGGAUCGGCAAAUACGCAGACCUUUCUUGAAGCUUUCUGAUGGAGAGUCACCUCCCUGUAACGCAGAUACAGUUGUCAGAACUCAAAGAAAAGAAUGGAACUUAAGUGAUAUACGAGCUAUAUGCGGAAAAAAGUGGUUGAAAAAGGAGCUAGAAUGUUUGAUCAAAGCAGUUUGUACUUGUGCUCGAAAUCGUCAAAUCCAAGCUUUAGAAGAAAAAGAACGCACUUUACUAAACAAGAUUUUGAAAUCCAAAAGUCAAUCACAAUCAGAAAAAACUUGUGCAGAAGAUUCAUGUUCAUCUGCAGAAUCAUGCAACUCAGAGUUACAGGUUUGUCAAUCGAAACUCAGUCAAAUACACCAUAUGUCUGCAACACCUCCAAAAGCCUUAGUUUUAAAAAUAGCCAACAAGGUAUUAACUGAAUCUGAUGAAUGUGCAUCUGGAGAUAUUUUACGAAGCAAAAGAGUGUAUAAUUUUCAUGCAGAUAGUUUCCAAGGACAGUCUUCUAAAAAUUGGUGUGAUUUGCUUUCAUCAGCUGAUAGUAUUAUUCCACUAUCUGACUGGAGUGAGAUAUCAAAUCUGGAGGGUAAAACUUCUGUAAGUGAUGUGAAUGCUCGACUAUUAUGGAUUCACCGUUUACAACCUAAUAUCAAUCGUUCAAAAUGGUCGGAUGAAGAAGACAAAAGAUUGACUGAGCUUGUACAAGAGUAUGGUGAAUAUGGUCGUUGGGAUGAGAUAUGCAAAGCUUUAAAUACCAAACGUACAACAUUUGCAUGCAUUCAACGUUGGCAGACUGUACUAAAUCCUAAUUUUAUUCUGUACCGCCCAUGGUCCACUUCAGAAGAUACUGCACUGAUGGAUAUCUUGAAAAAUCUGCUUAAUUCUUAUUCCCCUGGUUUAAUGGAUUGGGAUAUUGUUUCUGCUUAUCAUCCAACUCGAUCAGCUUACGAAUGUCGUUCAAGAGCGCCUGAGAUUUGCUCAGCGUUUAAGAAUAUUGUUCCUAAGCUACGAGGUGUUGUGGAAAGAGAUGUCUCUGUUAACUCAGAAAUCAAAAAUCAAGUUUACAUUUCAUCUGGUCCAUUUUCCCUUGAAGAAGAUUUACAACUUUUGAUGGCUGUUCAACGGUAUGGAACUGCUGGUGGACGUAUUGGACAUGGUGGAGGUACUGGAGUAGGCUCUUGGGCUCUGGUUACUACUGCCCUACCAGGUCGAAGUGCAUCAUCUUGCAGAAAAAGAUACCUAGAACUGUGUGAACAAUUUCAGCCCUGGACAUGUUAUGAAGACCAUAAAUUAUAUAAUCUUGUUCUUAAUUACGGACCAUAUGUCCCUAUAGGAUUGUGGAACACAUGUCCAAGCCUGCAAAUCUUCAACAAUAUCAUGCCCUAUUUUCCUGGUCGUUCUGCUUGGGCACUUCAAUCACGGUUUAGAACAUUAAGAAAAUGGGCUAAAUUAUGGAAUGAUCUACGCAACCGCAUUCCUGCAAUGCCACAGGAUUCAACUGGUUGUAAUUCAUCAUCUUUAUCAUCACCAUCACAAGAAAGUAUUCUAAUCUAUUCACCAUUGGCUAAACAUUUUGUUAGUCAGUUAAGAAAUGCUGGUGUACCAGAUCCAGAAACUGAAGCGUAUAGAACGUUAACUUCUUGGAAGAAAACAAAAUUGCCUGUCAAAUCGAAUUACACUUGGUUAAAAAGUGAUUGGAAGCCUAAUCAAAUAGAUCAAGAUUUUAUGCAACUAUUGAGUGAAUUAGCCUCUGGUGUUUUAAUUCAACAACAUUUACAGCCUAAUGAUAUCUUUAAUACUACAGAUAUUGUUACUUCAAGUCAAUUGAAUGACGCGUAUGGAUUAGAAGAGGACACGACUUCUACUACUACUGCUACUACGACUACGACUAAUGCUGUCACCACUGCUCCCAGUAGUAGUGGUAAUAUUAAUAAUAAUAAUAAUGACAAUAGUGAAAUAUCAAAUCUAGAGAAAAUCGCUGAAAUUUCCAAUCAAGAUUUAUUUGGACGUCUUCCAGGCCCACAAUCUAAAUGGAUGAUAUAUCAAACUCAGGUGAAACAUGUUUUAGUUGGUCCAAUACGUAGGCAACUUUAUAUAUUAGCUGGUGUUCCUAUCCCCUCGUCAUUGGCCCCUUCAUCAUCAUUAUCUGUAUCUCUUCGUCCUUCCUCAGUUUAUUCUCAACCAAGAACAAUUAACAAACGUAAAGAUAGUCGAGCAUUGCUAUUAUUACGUAAGGAGCAUUUAUUUUGGAUGACGUUCGAUCGGGCAAUGUGUGAUCCAAAGGUUAAAUUAUACUUACGACGAAUCACGAAAAUAUCAAUGUUACGAAAUGUAGGCCCUCUUAUUGCUCGUAUAAUGGUGUCGCAUCUUGGUCAAAAACCUAUUGCUUAUAGGACUCAUGAACGUCUAAAAAAAUUCAGAUAUCGCUCUCGAACUUUACGAGCGCGAAAAAGUACACGAUGUAAAAGAGCAUUAAGAAAAACUACACUAGAGAAACAUGGUAUUUCAUCAUCGAGAACUGUAAAUCACUCUAAUAAUAAUUCUUAUUCUUCUCCUUCUACUACUCAGUUGUCAGUUGAGAAAGAUAAUUCAUUACCUGCAAACAGUAAAAAUAACUCCCGACGAAAAUCUACACGUAAUACCACUUCUUCAGUGAAUAAAACAGCUUGCAAUAGUAAGAGUACUACGACAAGAACAACUGCUACUGCUAGUGUAACUGCCUCUACUUCAACUGAGAAUAAUGAUUCUUUAGAAGUAACAACAGAAAGAUGUCGAGCGUUACUGCGAAUUCGAAAUCUUUUAAAGUUAUAUGGAGAAAGAAGAAAGGAUUCUGCAAAUCUCUAUUCUUUAAAUACAAGUGCUUGGUAUCAAAGAGAAAAAGCAACAACUGGGCGCGCUUGUGCACAAAGGAAGUAUAUGCCACUUGUUUUUCGUAAUUUGCCGCAAAAAGUAUGUACUCUUCUGUAUAGUAAAUCUGUGGAGGAAAAAUCACGUGAACUGGCAUUGUCACAGUCAUGUUAUGUGGAUACAUUAGAUGUAGAUAAAAAUGGAGUAGAAGUAUCACCUCGUACUCGUAGAACUACUACUACUACUACCAAUGAUUCUUCAGUCUUGCCUACAUUAUCAGAUAUCGUUGGAACCCAGUUUUCACGGGUGUGUAAACCAGACAUUAUCCCACCAAAUUAUGCUACUUUCUUAGGUUUCAAGAGUGUUUUAAUGCAUUUAUCUACUUUGUUAACAAAGGAGAGAAGUCGAUUUUCACAAUUUGUUGAAUUCAGAAAUCUGCUAAACAUGUCUCCUGGUAAUACUAACACGAAUGAAGAAACUAAAAAAAAAAUUAGAAAUAAAAAGCCAGUGGAAAAUCUUGGUCGUCCUCUAUUUGCUGUGUCAGAUGUCCUUCUUUCAGAAAGAUAUACAAAUUUUAUUAACAGAUCACUGUGUAUGUUUAUAUUGCCUGCAAUAUUAUCACAAAUCCCAGCUGAAGAAUUAAUGGACAGCGCUAAACAUUAUUGGGAAGAAGCUUAUGAAUAUGCAAUAAGUCAUUGUUCUGAGUCCACAACGGAGGUUACAGAGCAGAAUGCAAAGUCUAAUGAUGCUGGCGGUGAUGAUAAUGAUGUCGACAUCAAUAAUGAUAAUAAUAAUAAUAAUGAUGAUGAUGAUGAUUAUGUUCCUGUAACCAGAAAUAAACGAAAACCCAAGGGAAGGGAUUAUCCAGUUACAAUAGCAUAUAAAAGAUUAAGAGGAGAUUACAGUUACUCAGCAUUACGUGAUGUCGUUGAAUCUAAAGUGAACUCGGCUAAGCGGACCAAUUCUACAACAACCUUUACAAUUGUUAAUCCAGAUGGUGUAUCUAUACCGUUAACAUUACCGAAUAAAAUCAGAAUUUUACAUGCUUGUGGUUUUCAAGCUGAUUCAUUUUUAAACCUCAAGAAGUAGAAUAAUUAUGUAGUUUUUCAUGCAGAUUAUGAAUUAUGUUACUUUAUUUUUAAAUAUAAAAAUUGUGAAUUUUUACUUCA